AUGGAAUUACAAGAUUCCGAUGAUCCGAUUGUUUUGCAACCAGCAGAAGACCUCGACUCAAAGAAAGCUCUCUGUUACCAGUUCCUACAUUCGUUAUACUCGCAGGAGUAUAUGAAAAGACAACAUCUCACAAAAACUUUAGGAUUCAAGAUGCACGAGCUUUGGAAGAAUUGGUACGAUGGCUCUCUUGAAGACAUUGGAAACCGCUUGAAAAAGCUUGGUUAUUGUUGA
Messenger RNA from Penicillium vulpinum, 231 nucleotides. RefSeq lists its product as uncharacterized. Bases 1 to 231 code for a protein of 76 amino acids. The record is from RefSeq and is a predicted model, not a curated record. The transcript has 2 exons. Lineage: Eukaryota; Fungi; Ascomycota; Eurotiomycetes; Eurotiales; Aspergillaceae.